Vitrella brassicaformis is the source of this 2372-nucleotide messenger RNA. The record is from the annotation of a GenBank genome assembly. NCBI's taxonomy places the organism in Eukaryota, Vitrellaceae.
CUCUUUCGGCCAUCAUCCAAUCCGUCAUCCCCCCAAUCAUCUCAGCAAUCUCAUUCAUUACCUGAGUGAUUCGCGUCCCUUCAGCGAGGAUGGGAGGCAAAGUGAGUCGUGAUGUGAUGCUCACCCCCGCCCCCGAGCCCUCCUCGUUCAUCGCCAUAUGCACCAACACAAGCAGAGGCCUUUGCUUGCUGCACUUCCCGGCCGGGCUGCGCGAGAGAGCCAUCGCUGUCGUGAGAACCCAUUGGACAGACGGCGGCAACGUCAGUGUGGAGCAGUUCGGGGGAUGCACCAAGUGAGCAAAUGGAAGAGAGAGACCUCAAGAGUUGUCAUUGCACCGGGUGGACAUGGAUGAGUGAGUGUCUGUCAGGUUGAAGCUCGGGAGUGGGAUGUUCAGCACCCCGUGGAGAAGCACAAACACGGUCGGUGCGGCAGGGAGGGGUGGUGGCAUAUGUGUCCCUGUGUCCCUUUCUGUAUGUGUGAGCGUGACGACUGUGUGGGGUGUGGAUUAAUGCAGGACGGUUGCGGGACUCGUGUGGCGAUCGCCCGGAUGCUGGCGGCCUUGCUGCACACGCUGGCGCAGGACGGCUACCUGCCCUACGCAUCCACACAGAUACACAGAUGCAGAUCCAUUCAGGUGCCCGACGUGAUCAUCCUGAGAAGACGCGAUCCUCCGCCCUACGCCCCCCCGAUGGACAUCAAUAAACCGACCGAGGAGGACCAAUAUCCGUCCCACCAGCAGCAUCAGCAGCAGCAGACCGAGCCCUACUUCGCCAUCGGCCUCAACGACGAUGACACUUUGCGGCUGAUCCAGGCGCCACCCGCCCUUGUGGACGCCAUCCCUUCGCUCAUCCAGCAGUUCUGGGGGGGAUCGUUCAAGCGCAAAGAUCGAAGAGCCAACACCAACAGCCAGGUGAAUGUGGUUGAGGGGAUAGACAGGACGGGCCUGUUAGCGGGGAGGAGCCAGCCGGCGGAUGUGGUGGACUUCCGUUUCAAUGGGUCGCCAUGGCAUGCGGACGGAGACUCGGCUGUUACUGCACGGCAGGUACGCCCCGCCGAGAUGCGGGGCAUCUCCAUGUACCCAUCUCUCUGUCUGUCUGUCUGUCCGUGUAUGUGUAUGUCAGCUGAUGUGUGGGCUGUUGACCCAUCUGUGGCAGCUCAACUACGACCUGCUGUGUGCAGUGUCCCUGAACACCAGCUGCGGCCUCUCCACACUCAUCAUGGGAAAGAGUGAGGGCAUCCAGGGCGACGGGCGGGACAUCAUGGCCCUGGCCAUGAGCCGCAACGACACACUGCGGCUCUUCAAUGCGCCCCAGGGCACACCCGCUGUAGGUGAGUGGGCCGACGUGCCACACGCGCGCAGGGAGUGAUCAAGAACAUGAACUUGUUGCUAUCCACCAGUGCGUUUGUGCAUUGAGCGGCAUUGGACGAGAGGCAUCAAGUCGACGAUGGACAGCGUCAGCGGGGCCACAGCCAUUCCUUGCAUGGAGUUCCGGAUGAACGGAAACCCUUGGUACGCAACUCCCCCCACCCCCACCCCACCCCGCACACACACACACCCCUCACCCCAACAAGCAUGUGCUCUCUUGUGUGCCUUUCUUUUGUUUUCCAACUCCCACCGUAUGCAGGUGGUGUUCCAAGUGGCACAUGGCGUCCACCGAGGCGCGCAACAUGAUGGCGGCCAUCCUGGAGGACCUCAUGCAGAAGGGCUGGCUGCCAUUGGGCAAGGCCGCCGGCAGCAUCAAAAUGACCGUCAAAGAGGCCGACACGUCCUUUAUGGUCUUCACACAAAAGACGGACGAUGAUUACCACGGCAGCCGACGAGCCACUGGUCCGCUGAUAUGGGUCGGCCUGUUUAACCGACACCUGGUGCGUGUGGGGGGGCCGGGGAGCGUCGUGCCUCCGCAGCCGGUGCUCGAGGCCAUCAGGCGCGCCCUGCAGUACUGGCCCACACAGAAACCCCCAUACGAGCAGGUCGAUCACCGGACCACCACACACACACAGAGAGAGAGAGAAAUGUACCCACUCGGCUGCUUUUCCCCUUGUGUGCCUCUGUCUGUGCUGUGUGUAUCAUCAGGGGCGUCUGUCAUGCUGGGAGUUUCGCCUGUCUGCCGGGUCGCCUUGGCACAGCGGCAACACCGACUGCGUGCAUGCCUGUCACGUCGUGAUGCGGCUCUUUGACGAGAUGUAUCGGUGCGGGUGGGAGGUCUGUGCGGCCGUCGACAUGGCCAAGGCAAUCUGGGCAAACGAUCAGGGACCGGGGAGUAAGAUAGACUGCGACACGUGGUUCUUUCGACAGAGAUGGGGAGAGGGAGGCUGGGGUGCAGAGAUGGUGAGCGGGGCGCAGUGACUGUCUUUUGGUCUCUAGGCUAGUG